AUGGCCACAGAGCCCACCGUCGAUAGCCCUGCAGAUGCCCAGCUUGCAAGCUCCCCCAGCUAUGGCGGUAUCGCCACACCUGUCGUAAACGGCACUGCCAAUCACGAUGGCAUCGAAAACAAGCACAUCUCGCAGCUUGAGGACAACCCAAAUUCUGCAGAUGCGAGUGCAAGCGGAGGGUCGGAUAAUGAAGCGUCGAAGGUCAGGGAUGGCGACAAGAACCACGGGCGCACAGCCUCCUCCGUCAAAAAGCCAGCGACAUUCAAGGCCGUCUCCGUCAACAAGACUUUUCUAGCAUCCAAAGCGAGCACUCCAACCUCGACCAGCAAAGUUGCGGAUAGGCCCAAGGGCGGUUCCAGCACGCCACCGCCGUCAGGCUCUGCUACUCUCUCUUCACGACCUCGUCUGGUGGCCAAGACUGGUAGUGGGGUCGGUAGCUCUGGCACGCGAUCAUCUGGGUUGAAUGGGUCUAAAGCACCGGCGCCUGACGCUGGCGCGGUUUGGAACAAGAACAAGCCUAUUCCCGUACCCGACCCAAAGAAGCUAACCGACGAGGAUCUCAAGAAGUAUGGCAUUCACGUCGCCACUCGCUUGGAAGAAGAGGAAGAUACGCAAGGCCAGAGCAAGUGGGCAGAUUUGGACGACGAUGACGAUGACUGGGCACCAGAAGCGAUCACAUGGACCGAUGGUACCAAGACGACACUACCACAUACCGACGAGCCUCCAACACCAGCCACGAUCCCUGCUCAACCUGCAGUUCCAGAGGUCAAGGAGCCUGCUAAGCCCAAAUCGCCAGCCCCUCCAUCGACACAUGCCCCUCCAAAAGCCUCUAGUGGAUUGCCGAGUGGGAAGGGCCUGGUUCUUAGCAAGGCACCGGCCGAGAAGCCCACGUUUGUCGCAAAGCCAACGCCCCCUCAAGUAGCAAAGUCGCCCUGGGCACCACUGCCACCAGUCGAGAAAGCCUCUGCUGUGGCACCAGAAUCAGCAGCCCCAGCUUCUCGUGGCUACAACCGAGAUGGACCGCCAGCAACCCACCAUGGAAUGUCCCCUCCUUCACAACCAUUGAGGGAGAUAGCGGCUGAUGAUUUCAGUCGCUCUACGUGGCGUGACUCUGGUUCGCACGGCCAGCUAUAUAACUCUCAGUCCGGGCGGUUUGAAUCAGCUCCUGAGCGCCGUGGCUCUCUUCGCCCGGACCAGUCGAAGCAACCGGCAGUCUUGCAGAGGCAUGCGGGUUCAGAACAACCAGCCGAGCCAUCUGACGCCUUUCAAACAUCUCGGUCAUCCCAGGAAGGACAGUACGGAAGACGACGAGGAUCAUCCAACGUUAGCGGCGGGAGCGGCUCGUUCUUCCAGCGUACCGCAGGCCAGGGUAGUGAGGUGCAGAUUCCACCUGCAGACACGAACAGUCUUCGGAAACCCUCGUUUGCAGGAUCGGCAGAAGGUCCCCUGUCCCCCGCCCUGUCCCACGGGCCCUAUCGGGGAUACCGGCAGCCUGGAACUGGUUACGGUACUCGUCCGUCUCCGCGAGCUCACUUUGCCACGCCCUACCAUGGCGGCCCUCCAGGUCCUACAGGCCCUGGAUAUGGUCAACAGCCCAUGCCACAUGCACCAGCCCCUCAAAGUGAGGAUGAUGUGGCGAUGCAGAACAAGCUUAUGCGUGAAAGUCAGGAACGCGCGCGAAAGCGAAAGGAAGAGGAAGCAGCCGAGGAAGCAGCCCGCAAAGAGAGAAUUCAGAAGAAGCUUGCUGCGCUUGGGCCUGCACCGCCUAGUAGAAGCGAAAGGAGUCAAGCAACUACUGCACCUACUGCCGUCGAGUCUCCUAAACCGAAGCACAUUCAACAGCGCGAGCAACCCAAACAGCCCCCUAUUCCAGAAUCGACAUCCACCGAAUCUCAGCAGGUUGGUGCCGGCGCUGGCACGGAGUCUCAAGCCGCCGAACCUUCCACGAGUGGCCAACACAACGACGGGCAAAUCACCACCGCCCCAGCAGGGCGGCGCCCCUCGCAUGGCCAUGAUAACAGGCAACAACCCAGCUGGCAAAGAUCAGGGUCGGGCCAGUCCAGGGCACCUCCGUCUGGCCCAGAUGCGUCUACACGGCCUGAGCGAUCACAGAAUUUGUCCUGGGCGCCGGGCAGUCAAGCUUCCGCGCGCAACGUUUGGGGCUCGCCCAACAAUGACAGGGGUCUUGGCAAUGGGACAUUCAACCCAGAUCUUGGACUCAUGUCCGAUUCCCCUUUGCCGCAGGCUCAGACCGGCAAGACACCUUCCCCAAUCGCACCACCCAGCUUGUCGCGGGAGCCAUCUCAAGGGCAGCAGCAGCCGUCUGCAGUGCAGCAGAGCCAGCAAGCGCCCAUUGGCUCUCGCCCUGGUCAUCCACACACGCGAUUCCAACAAGCUGGAGCGCCCACCGUUACUAGCAAGUGGGUGAGUGCUGUUGCCGAAAAUGAUCGCAAGAUUGCCGCGGAACGUCUGGCAGAACGAGUUGAGAGGGAACGCCAGCUGAAGGAGCGUGGAAUGACAAUUGAAGAUGCUCGGCCCGCGAUUGUUGACACUUGGCGUCCAGUCAACGUGUCUGAAGAUGGUCGCCGGCAGCAGAUGCCUCCUGUCGUCGAAACCCACCGCCACCAAGCCGGGCGGUCGUGGCAAGGAGCCCGCGAAGGGCAACAGCAGCCCCCUGCCGCCAGACACCAAGUGCCGGGUCCUUCACCCGUUGCAGGAGUAAUCGGAUCAGGACCAGGGCCUGGCAACUCAAUGAUCGCGACCAACCACGCCCAUGCGCAGUCGAAGACAUCUCGAUUCUUUCCUACAAAGGAGCCUCGUGGCGACUUGAUGGGGGCACCAAUAUCGCGACCGUCGUCGCCUCAGCUGCCGCCCCCCACGAUGGAAGGUCAUCCUGCAUAUGAUGGAAGCUCUGCGCACCCGUUGGUGUCUUUGCCGCGCCCCCAUCCCGUCGUGAAACUCCCCCCUAGCGGUGUCGCUCCCACCAGACAACAAUCCGCCCCAAAGCCGAUGUCCUGGGCUCAACCUACCCCGUACACCCCCACCUCGUACAAGGACGCAGCGCGGAUCGGUCUCCAAACACAAGCUCAGAGGCAGCAGCCGCAAGUACCUGGUGGCGAAAGGAGCAACACCCCUUGGCAGCAGAGGUUCAAUAACUUACUGGGUGUCGAAUCCUCGAGCAAGAAUGCCUUGGAUCACACUAUUCCAAAAAGCUCCGCCACUGUAUCGCUGCCAGGCAAUGCGCGUUUCUCUUAUGAAAGCAUCGGCAAGGAUGCUGCUUCCAAGCCUAUGGCAGAGGAAUGCUUUGAUGAACCAGAAAUGGGGUCUCUGCCCCUGGUGAAGCUUCCUCACAAUGCCCCUGGAGACCAUAUGUGGACAGCAGCGGCCGCUCCCCCCCGGAAUUUCCCCAAGAGAUUCUUGAUCCAUGCAACUGCAGCAGAGUCUUUUGACUUUGGCAGUGAGAUCGUCAAUGGAGCCAAUUCUGUGCGCAUCAGCUUUCCUGGCGGACAGAGUGCAAAAUUCGUCACCGUACCAUUCGGUCCCAGCCGUGGACGUGGUGGCAAAACCCGUGGCCGUGGAGCUUACCGCGGGAAGGACAAGAAGGACAGUGCUUCCGCUUCUGACACUCACCCCCCAACACCGACCACUCCGAGUACUUCCGCCAGUGCGAAUACAGAACGUCCUGAACGCGGAGCCAGGGGUCGUGGCCGGGGUCGAGGAACCUACCGAGGGAGGGGCUCUGAGAAUUGGCAUCGCCAAUCCCCUACGCAGCCUCCCAUGCAAGCCUAG
This is a messenger RNA of Emericellopsis atlantica, 3789 nucleotides long. RefSeq lists its product as uncharacterized. The transcript has 3 exons. The record is from RefSeq and is a predicted model, not a curated record. Bases 1 to 3789 code for a protein of 1262 amino acids. NCBI's taxonomy places the organism in Eukaryota, Fungi, Ascomycota, Sordariomycetes, Hypocreales, Bionectriaceae.